This is a messenger RNA of Gadus macrocephalus (Pacific cod), 2804 nucleotides long. RefSeq names its product testis derived transcript (3 LIM domains) (gene tes). Bases 196 to 1995 code for a protein of 599 amino acids. The transcript has 7 exons. The record is from RefSeq and is a predicted model, not a curated record. Gene Ontology annotation, molecular function: zinc ion binding. NCBI's taxonomy places the organism in Eukaryota, Metazoa, Chordata, Actinopteri, Gadiformes, Gadidae.
CCCCAAAGGCGGAAGUGGUUUACCCCACCCACGUUGAAGGAAGAUUGAACCGGACUGGACGCCCGAAGUGGAAUGAGAGUGUGAUCUGGGCUGUGUGUCAUCCCGAAAGUUUUGUGUCAUUGCAUGUUUUCUUGACAGUACCGCCGACAUAAGCGCCGUGUUUGGUCCACUCGCUAAGGAGGUCGAGCUGAAAGAAUGGAGAUCGAGAGAGAAGUUAAAAAGAUGACCCUGGGUCAUGACUUUGGGGCGGGGGCCGCCUGCCUCAAGUGCAAGGAGAAGUGCGAGGGCUUCGAGCUGCACUUCUGGAGGAAGAUCUGCCGCAACUGCAAAUGUGGGCUGGCCGACCACAACGUGCACAUGGAGUCGGAGGAGAGCAAGAAGGUGGGCAAGCUGUUCGAGGACACCAAGUACACGGGGCUCAUCGCCAAGCUGAAGACGGAGGGCGUGCCCUCCUACAGGGGCAACAUGGCGGCCGUCUCCACGCUCAGCCCCGCCUCCUCUUCGCUGGUGCGCCCCGCCUUCGGCACCUCCUCCUCCUCUUCCUCCUCCUCCUCCUCUUCCUCCCCCUCCAACGCUGCGUCUGGCCCGUUCGGCGGCCCUGCCGGUGCCGGGGCCGGGGCCGGUGCCGGGGCCGGUGCCGGGGCGGCAGCCGCCCCCCCUGGCCGGUCUGGGAAGUGCCCGGCCCCCGCCCCCCCCGCCAAGGUCACCAUCACCCCGGUGAAGGGCGUGGCCGUGCCGGUGAACGCCGGCACCUCGUCUGUGACGUACGAGUGGGCGCCCCCGGGGGCCAAUAAAUACAUGGCGGUGCGCUACAUCGAGCUGCUUCCCCCGGGGAAGCGUCCGGUGAAGGGCUCGGAGGGCGCAGAGUACCGCCGGCAGCAGAUGGCGGUCCAGCUGCCGGAGCACGACCAGGACCCCGCCCUGUGCCACGAGCUCAGCCCCGCCGAGGUGGCGCUGAUGGAGCAGUACGUCCGCAAGUACAAGGACGACGCGCUGGGCAUGGGCGACGUCCGGCUGCCCGAGGAGAUGGCCCUGCUGCGGGCGGGGGGGGCAGGGGGGCUGGGAGGGGCAGGGGGGGCAGGGGGGAUCGUAGGGCCGGGAGGGUUCGGCGCUGCCGCUUCAGGGGCCGGUUCAGGACCAGCCCAUGCGGGGCCCGGGGCCCCUGGGUCUGGGGGGCACGGGGCCCCUGGGUCUGGGGGGCACGGGGCCCCUGGCUAUGGGUCUGGGGGGCACGGGGCCCCUGGGUCUGGGGGGCUCGGGGCCCCUGGCUAUGGGUCUGGGGGGCUCGGGGCCCCUGGGUCUGGGGGGCUCGGGGCCCCUGGGUCUGGGUCUGUGGGGGGCCCGGCGCUGGGAGAGGUGGCCCGGGCUGCGGGGGCUGGAGCCCUGGGCGUCCCUGGAGGAGACGUGGGCGCAGCGGAGCAGAGCUUUUCGUGCAGCCACUGCCAGCUGCCCAUGCGUCGUGGCGAGCCGGCGGUGUACGCUGAGCGCGCCGGCUACGACCAGCUGUGGCACCCAGCCUGCUUCGUCUGCUGCAAGUGCAGCGAGCUGCUGGUCGACAUGAUCUACUUCUGGAAGAAGGGGAAGCUGUACUGCGGCCGUCACUAUGGCGACAGCGAGAAGCCCCGCUGCGGGGGCUGUGACGAGCUGAUCUUCAGUAACGCGUACACACAGGCCGAGGAUCAGAACUGGCACUUGAAGCACUUCUGUUGCUUUGAGUGCGACUGUGUUCUGGCCGGGGAGACCUACGUGAUGGAGAAGGACAAGCCCCUCUGCAGACCCUGCUACAUGAACACCUACAGCGUGUGGUGUGUCUCCUGCCAGCAGCAGCUGGAGCCCGAGGCCCAGCGCGUGUCCUACGGCGACUACCACUGGCACGGCGAGCCCCGGUGCUUCCAGUGCUCCGGAUGCGCCAAGUGUCUGAUGGGGGAGCGCUUCAUGGCCGUGCAGGACAAGCUCUUCUGCUCCGUGGAGUGCAAGAAGAAGACGCCCGCCUGAGCGGCGGAACGGCGGCCAGGCACAAGAUACUGAACCGAGCGCAAUCAAAGAGAGUGAGAGUGAGAGUGAGAGUGAGAGUGUGUGUGAGAGUGAGAGUGAGAGUGCAAGAUGUGGCAGAUGAUGAUGGUGGGAGAUCAAGGUCCCGUUCACUCUGAACAACGGCAUUGCUUGACAUCUCUGGAAUUUGCAAUUCCAAAAAUCCACCUAUAAACAUAUAAACGGUGAAUAGUAUUUGAGAUAGAUAAAGUCAAUAUCUAUGCAUCGCCUUUCUAAACUGCCUUCACUAGGUGGCACACUUUCCCCACGAAUAUCUCUGUAGCUUCACUCUUGGCUUCUUUUCUCUUUUUCAUUUGCUGAUGAGAUUAAUGUUGUUUGGCUUGUGAGUCAUCUCUGGCCCAGACUACUGAUUUUCUCCAGACUAACAAUACCAUUCCCAUAUGUGGUGAAGGUUCUUCAUUUGGCUGAUUUGAAAAAAGAUAUGGAUCAAUAAACUGCAGUUCAUAUUGUUCUAAUAGAGCCAUCACUCUGAAGGGAAAACAUUUGUCAAAGAACUAAAAACCUAAGUUACAAUGUAGAAUUGUAGGAUACGAUAACAAUUGUAAGUGUAUAGACUUCAGUGUCUUCAAGGCAACAUUGGAUACUAGUAAUGACCAAUUAUGACCCAAUGUUUACAACUUAAUGACAAAAUAUCAAAUUCAAUUGAUUUAAUAACACAUUUUCUACAAUUACUUUUUGAUAUACUUUCAUUGUGUUUCAAUUGUUUCCAUUUUGUAAUCGACAGAUUUUCUAUUAAAAAAACAAAUGUCUUG